Messenger RNA from Zophobas morio, 2809 nucleotides. RefSeq names its product diego (gene dgo). Gene Ontology annotation, molecular function: protein binding. Gene Ontology annotation, cellular component: nucleus; cytoplasm. The record is from RefSeq and is a predicted model, not a curated record. The transcript is spliced from 5 exons. The coding region runs from base 336 to 2414 and encodes 692 amino acids. Lineage: Eukaryota; Metazoa; Arthropoda; Insecta; Coleoptera; Tenebrionidae.
UUUUAAAUUCUCAGGUGAAUGCCAGUCCAUCAAGCUAACUUCCAGUGGUCAACCGGUGCUCAGUAAUGGCGUUGUGCGUGUGCUCUUGUGUGUUAAACCGCUCGUUUGCUCGGUUUUAAAAUAAACCACGUUUUAAAGAAUCGUACCGUGGUCAAGAGUAAUAAUAGAGUUACUCCGGCUGGACCUAAAUAGAACGGCGGAACCACCAAAAGGGGAUUUUUGUGCUAAUGAUGUGAUUGUGGUAUGUGGAUUCUUACAACAAUCGCUGAUCUAAUGGUGAGGAAGCCGGCUCUACCAGAGGAAUGUAGAUAAGGUAGUAUGUCGGAUGGCUCUGGAUGAGCGGAAGCAGUACCGGGAGCGGAGGCGGUGCAGCGGCGCUUCGAGCCGCCGCGAGUGCAGGAGACGUAGCAGGAUGCAGUCGUUACCUGGGAACGGCUCGCUGCGUCCGCUUCUCGAGGGACGAACACGGCAGGUCCGCCCUCCACCUGGCCGCCAGCGCCGGCCACGGCCCCGUCGUCAGGCUCCUACUCAACGUCGCCGCCCCCAAGGAGGUCGACAGUCCGGACGGUGCCGGCUGCACCGCCCUUCAAAGGGCCGCUGCAGACGGACACGAGGAAGUGCUGAGGCUGCUGUUGGCCCGGGGGGCAGAUGUAGAUAAGCAAGACAGUGUGCAUGGCAACAGCGCCCUGCACGAAGCGGCAUGGAAAGGCUACUCCAGAUCCGUCCGACUGCUCGCCGCCGCCGGAGCCAGCCUGUCCCGCGCCAACGGCGGCGGCUUCACCGCCCUCCACCUCUGCUGCCAGAACGGGCACAACCAGUCCUGCCGGGAGCUGCUCCUCGCCGGCUGCGACCCCGACAUCCAGAAUAACUACGGCGAUACGGCCCUGCACACGGCCGCCCGGUACGGCCACGCGGGUGUCACGAGGAUCCUGAUCUCGGCUCAGUGUCGCGUUUCCGAACAGAACAAGAACGGUGAUACCGCCCUCCACAUAGCGGCGGCUAUGGGGAGGCGGAAACUGACAAGGAUAUUGCUAGAGGCGGGCUGUGAUAAAAGUGUGCGUAACAAGCAGAACGAGACUGCCAGGGAUAUCGCGCUGCGGAAGGACCUCAACGAGAUCCUGAACAUUCUCGACGAGUGCGUCACGAAGAAGGAGAAGAAGGGGAAGGGGAAGAAGAGGUCGAAGAGCAAAGUGAGGUUCGACCCGAAGUACAAUGCAGAUCCCAACAGGAUUGAAAAACCCCGGCACUGGUCCCCUUAUGGUUGUCACUACUACCCAGAUCCUGAAGCGUUCCCGUCGCCACGACUGGAUUCGUUACCUCAAGAACCGCUGAAACGAGGAGAACAAUACUAUCUGGAUCUGGCAGGGAAUAUCUGCAAAGGUCCAGUGGGUGUGGGCUAUACCUGCUACUGUGCCCCUCUUUUCCGACAUCUGGAAGCACGCCUGGAAAGAGACAAACGGGAAUUGCAGAGGGCACAAGUGCGACUAGGACAACGCGUUGCCGGCUUAGAGCAAAAGCUGAACAGAGGAGCUCAUGGUAGAAGAUCGGAAAGAGUAAUGAUGAAUCCCCGAGAACAAGAAUCGCAACUACCCAGGUCUCGUAGCUUGGAGAUGUUGGAUAAAAUGGAAAGGGCGCCACUGCAGACCGCAAGGAGCAUGGACGAACUAGACCCCGUGGAAAGCGAAGAUCCCAGCCAGCGUCCCACCGUCAAAGAACUAGUCGCCCGAAUCCAACAACAACAAUCCAGCGCCCAAAACAACACCGGUAACAACAGCGAGAGCAGCGACGACGAAGACAGUCCCAUGCGAAUGACCCAGUACAAAGGCCCCAUGGCCGACUCCAACAUGGCCAGCCCCAUCACCAUGCCCAACUACGAGAACGUGCCCAACGACGCGCCGCCUCGUAGCCGCAGCGGCGUCUACAGUCCCACCAUCAACACGGCUCUAGUGGACUCCAACACCCGCUACAUCGAACCCAUCGUGAAGAUCCAGGAGUCCAACAUCCGGUACAACGACACCUAUGCGAGAUCGGUGCCUUCCACGAGUAGGGGAGUGGACCAAGACGUCAGAUACGUGGACCAAAACUAUAGGUUACCUUACUACGAUAACGAGAUGAACCCGGCGAAGUACUACGACCAUAACCCGAAGUACGUGGACUUGAAUUCGCGGUUCGCGAAGCUGCGGAUGCUGGAUGGGGGGAAGGGGGCGCUGGAAGGGAGCUCGCGGAUGCUGGAUUCGAGCAAGAUGUUCGAGAGUACGACGAGGAUGUUGGAGAACCCGCAGGAUACGGCGGAUAGGGACACUAAUAAUGAUUCUGGGUAUUCGACUAAGGUUUAUGGGAGUUCGAAGGGGAAUUCGCCGAGUUUGUCUGGACAGAUUGAUAAUGAGUGUUUGGGUGCGUCGAGUCUUGUGUGAGUGAGGUUAGGUUAGGUCGAAGGAAGUAACACCAAAUUUGUUCGUAAUUCCAUUUUUGUUUUAAUGGUGCUCUUAGCGAUGUAGACAAUGACAUGUACAAAUGAGUAAGUUUUGUAAGUAGGUGUCGCUGAGGGUGUGUCGUCUAAAUUUUCUACCGAAGUUGCUUUAAUUAUGGUGCCGUAUUUUCUUAUUUAAUGAUAUUUUGAGAAUACCUGAUGUAUUAAAAUGUAUUAUAGGAAGUUAUUUUGUUAACUUUGAGUUAAGAUUAUUGCAUAAAUAGUUUUCAUUAUAGACAUCACUAUUACAUUCUUCAUAUUAAAUUUUAUAAUUAGUUAUAGAUUGUUGAGAAUAUGUAUAUGUAGUAAAUGAUGAAUAAAAGCGAUAUAUUUUAUUAA